This is a messenger RNA of Bufo gargarizans (Asiatic toad), 13669 nucleotides long. It is a transcript of the gene ERBB4, whose product is annotated as erb-b2 receptor tyrosine kinase 4. NCBI's taxonomy places the organism in Eukaryota, Metazoa, Chordata, Amphibia, Anura, Bufonidae. Gene Ontology annotation, molecular function: epidermal growth factor receptor binding; transmembrane receptor protein tyrosine kinase activity; ATP binding. The coding region runs from base 272 to 4165 and encodes 1297 amino acids. Gene Ontology annotation, cellular component: basal plasma membrane; signaling receptor complex. The record is from RefSeq and is a predicted model, not a curated record. The transcript has 28 exons. Gene Ontology annotation, biological process: cell surface receptor protein tyrosine kinase signaling pathway; positive regulation of cell population proliferation; positive regulation of kinase activity.
GCUAGGCAGCCUACACUGUGCACCACACAGGCACAUGCAUUCAAGGAUCUGACAACACUGGGACUUGACAUAAAGUGAAGAGAAUAAACCAGAGAAGGAAUACGGUGCAGGCAGGAUACCCAGCUGCUUGGAAAUAACUUUCCUGUCACUGUCAGUGGAAGCCAGGAGCUCCUGUCUGACACUUAGACCUACCCUGAGAUUUGGGAGGGAAGGAUAUACCCCUGGGACAUGCAAUUUUUGGAAAGGAUUUAAGGUGACCUACAUCGUGAGGAUGUUUGGAGCUAGACAGCAUCGCUACUUUGGAUGGCUGGUGGUUCUGUGGGCACUUGGAGCACUUCAGGGGGCAUGCAGCCAGGCAGUGUGUGCAGGAACAGAGAACAAGCUGAGCUCUCUCUCUGAUCCAGACCAACAGUACAAGUCCCUGCGCAAGUAUUAUGAGAACUGUGAAGUGGUAAUGGGGAAUCUGGAGAUCACCAGCAUUGAGCAUGGGCACAACCUCAGCUUCCUGCGGUCAAUUCGAGAAGUGACAGGGUAUGUCCUUGUGGCUCUGAAUCAGUUUGACUACCUCCCACUGGAGAACCUGCGCAUAAUUCGUGGAAACAAAUUGUACGAAGACCGAUAUGCUUUAACCAUCUUCCUGAACUACCUGAAGGAUGGGAAACAUGGGCUUCGAGAGCUUGGUUUAAGAAAUCUUACUGAGAUUCUAAAUGGAGGAGUGUAUCUGGAUCGAAACGACUUCUUGUGUUAUGUGGAUACCAUAAACUGGCAGGACACCGUACGCAAUCCCAAUGCCACAGUGAUCUCCAUGAACAGAAAUCCAAAUUGUGGGAAAUGUCCAAAAGCUUGUCCCGAGCACUGCUGGGGUCAAUCCGAGAACCAAUGCCAGAGACUGACGAAGAUCGUGUGCGCUGAGCAGUGUGAUGGCCGCUGCUAUGGACCAUAUGUUAGUAACUGUUGUCACCGGGAAUGCGCUGGAGGCUGCUCAGGACCUAAAGACACUGAUUGCUUUGCCUGCCUGAAAUUUAAUGAUAGUGGCUCCUGCGUUACCCAGUGUCCUCAACCCAAUAUAUAUAAUCCAACAGCUUUUCAACUGGAACAAAACCCCAAAGCCAAGUACACAUAUGGAGCUUUUUGUGUGAACAAAUGCCCACAUAAUUUUGUUGUGGAUGACAGUUCUUGUGUCCGUGCCUGUCCUAGUAACAAGAUGGAAGUAGAGGAAAAUGGCAUCAAGAUGUGCAAGCCUUGUGCUGGAAUAUGCCCCAAAGUGUGUGAUGGCAUUGGGACGGGAUCGCUCAAGACUUCUCAGAAUGUGGAUUCAAACAACAUAGACAAGUUUAUAAACUGUACAAAGAUCAAUGGGAAUCUCCUGUUCUUGGUUACUGGAAUUGAUGGCGAUGCCUACCACAAUAUAGCUCCUUUGAAUCCAGAGAAGCUGAAUAUUUUUCAUACCGUCAGAGAGAUCACAGGUUAUCUCAAUAUCCAGUCCUGGCCAAAGAACAUGACAGACCUUAGUGUCUUUUCGAACCUGGUUAGCAUCGGGGGCAGAGAUUUAUACAGUGGGAUCUCACUGCUCAUUCUCAAGCAACAGAGCCUCACAGCUCUAAAACUCCAGUCCCUCAAAGAAAUCAGCGCCGGAAAUGUCUAUAUCACUGAUAACCACAACCUAUGCUACUACAAUACCAUCAACUGGACCUCUCUGUUUAGGACAUCCAGCCAGAAAUCCACCAUUAGAGACAACAGGAAAGCAGAGAACUGCACUGCUGAAGGGAUGGUGUGCCAUCCUCUUUGCUCCAGUGCUGGUUGUUGGGGACCUGGACCUGAUCAAUGCCUGUCAUGUAAAUACUUCAGUCGAGGAAAUACAUGUGUCAGAAACUGCUAUAUUAAAUCAGGAGAGUCUCGAGAGUUUGCCAAUGGUACUGUUUGUCUAAAGUGUGACAGUCAAUGUGAGAAGAUGGAUGGUGGCAUUGCCACAUGUUAUGGACCGGGUCCUGACAACUGUGCAAAAUGUUCCAACUUUAAAGAUGGCCCUAACUGUGUAGAGAAAUGCCCCGAAGGUCUGCAAGGGGCGCACAGCUUCAUUUUUAAAUACGCAGAUGAGGAUAGAGAAUGUCGCCCCUGCCAUUCUAACUGCACUGAUGGAUGUAGAGGACCACGCAUCAAAGACUGCAUAGGAAUCAUAGACAGGACUCCCCUGAUCGCAGCAAGUGUUAUCGGAGGGUUAUUUAUUAUAGUCAUCAUGGGACUAACCUUCGCAGUCUACAUUCGCAGAAAGAGCAUUAAAAAGAAGAGAGCCUUGCGCAGGUUCCUGGAGACAGAGUUAGUGGAACCAUUAACACCAAGUGGCACAGCACCAAACCAAGCCCAGCUGCGGAUCCUUAAGGAAACAGAGCUUAAGCGGGUCAAAAUCCUGGGUUCAGGUGCCUUUGGCACUGUGUACAAGGGCAUCUGGGUUCCUGAAGGUGAAACUGUAAAGAUUCCUGUGGCAAUCAAGAUCCUGAAUGAGACGACGGGACCUAAAGCCAAUGCUGAAUUCAUGGAUGAAGCACUGAUUAUGGCUAGCAUGGAUCAUCCCCACUUGGUCCGCUUACUUGGAGUCUGCUUGAGUCCUACUAUUCAACUAGUCACCCAACUAAUGCCUCAUGGAUGCCUUUUGGAUUAUGUACAUGAACACAAGGAUAACAUUGGCUCUCAGCUUCUUCUUAACUGGUGUGUCCAGAUAGCAAAGGGCAUGAUGUACCUGGAGGAACGCCGCUUGGUUCACAGAGACCUCGCAGCCAGGAAUGUAUUGGUAAAGUCUCCUAACCAUGUGAAGAUCACAGACUUUGGACUAGCCCGUCUACUGGAAGGAGAUGAGAAGGAAUAUAAUGCUGAUGGCGGCAAGAUGCCGAUUAAGUGGAUGGCCCUAGAAUGCAUUCAUUACAGGAAGUUUACCCAUCAAAGUGAUGUCUGGAGUUAUGGUGUCACUAUAUGGGAGCUAAUGACAUUUGGUGGAAAGCCCUAUGAUGGAAUACCAACACGGGAAAUCCCUGAUCUACUGGAGAAAGGAGAAAGACUUCCUCAGCCACCUGUGUGCACCAUUGACGUUUAUAUGGUGAUGGUGAAGUGUUGGAUGAUAGAUGCUGAUAGUCGUCCCAAAUUUAAGGAGCUGGCUGCAGAAUUUUCUAGGAUGGCAAGAGACCCACAGAGAUACCUUGUCAUACAGGGGGACGAUCGCAUGAAGCUUCCCAGCCCCAAUCACAGCAAGUUCUUCCAAAAUCUCCUUGAUGAUGAAGAUUUAGAAGAUAUGAUAGAUGCUGAAGAGUAUCUUGUCCCUCAGGCCUUUAAUAUCCCACCUCCAAUCUACACCUCUAGGACACGAAUCGACUCCAACAGAAGUGAAAUUGGACACAGCCCUCCUCCUGCCUACACCCCUAUGUCAGGAAAUCAGUUUGUGUAUCGAGAUGGAGGCUACACAACACAAGAAUCAGUGACCCUGCCAUACAGGCCUCCUGCUUGUCCCAUACCAGAAGUUCCUACAGUCCAAGGUGCAACUUCUGAAGUGUUUGAAGAUACAUGCUGCAAUGGUACUCUCCGCAAACAGAAUACAGAACGAGCUCCAGAGGACAGUAGUCUACAAAGAUACAGUGCUGACCCCACUGCAUUUGUACGGGAACGUACCUCAAGGAGCGUUGUAGGAGAAGAUGGUUACAUGACACCCAUGAAAGAAAAACCGAAGACAGACUACUUAAACCCUGUGGAAGAGAAUCCUUUUGUCUCGAGAAGAAAAAAUGGUGAUCUCCAAGCUCUUGAUAACCCUGAAUACCACAAUGGACCCAAUGGGCAACCAAAAUCAGAGGAUGAAUAUGUCAAUGAGCACCUUUACUUUAAUUCUUAUGCCAAGCCUAUGGAAAAUGUUGAAUUCAUGAAAAGCAAUGGACUAACUGUGCCAGAAAAAGCCAAAAAGGCAUUUGACAACCCAGAGUACUGGAACCAUAGCUUGCCUCCCAGGAGCACCAUUCAACACCCAGAUUAUCUACAUGAGUACAGCACAAAAUAUUUUUAUAAGCAAAAUGGACGGAUCAGGCCUGUGGUUGCAGAAAAUCCCGAAUACCUGACGGAGUUCACUCUGAAGCCAGGCACUGUCCUCCCCCCUCCACCUUACAGGCACCGGAACACUGUUGUGUAGAACUUUCAGUAUUAUUGAUAUUGGGAGAAACCCAUGAAAUCCCAUAGAGUCCUUGAGCCCUCCUACUCUAAUAGCCACCUUACUUCCUCAGGUGUGCUCUCUCAUGCAAGAUCUCUCCCAUCAGAAGGUAAAAGAAUGCAAUAGGUUAGUUUAUUAUUAUUUAUUAAAGAGAGCACUUGAUGUCCGUUCCUGACCGGCAGCUCAUUCAUUAUUGGCAAUUUCUCAUCAGCUUACCAGACACUGGUAGAAACCAUGGAACAACUUAUGAUGCUGUAGCAACUGAUCACCUCAUAUUUCGUGUUUCCAUUUUGCAGACAUUGUAAUAUAUAUAUAUAUAUAUAUAUAUAUAUAUAUAUAUAUAUACAUAUAUAUAUAUUAACUCAAAGCAGUAUUUCAAGAAGAACCAAAUUGAAAAAAUAAUCUAUAUUUUACAGUAACUACAUCAAUACUGUGAAUUACUAGUCAGUUAAACUAGAGAAAUUGAUUGUGUCUUCCUCUGCAGAACACCUCAUUGACUGUGGGCUGAGGAGGCAUGGUUCUCUUUGCUAACUUUUAAUAUUAAAUCAUUUUUAUUUAUUUUUUAGGUUUUCAUAUCACAGGGUUUGUAUUUUUUAAAUAUGAGAAUAAUUGAUAUGCAAAGUAUAGUUUGAGCUAUGAUAUAUUAGUGCAGCAAAUUUUAGUCACAUUGUAAAAAGGUGAUCGUAUUACGGUAUGUUGCUUUAUAGCAUACAAGGUGACGUAUUUGCCAAUUAUGAAGUCAACUGGAAAGAUAAAAUGGGACUUAACUGGUAUGAUUUUCAGUUUCACAACAGUAUAAACCCAAGACAUCAUCAGCUGCAUCAGUAUAAGUCCUCUGUCAUGGGCCUAUGAAUGCCAAAAAUACAUGUGUUGGGUGAUCAAGUCCAACCGAUGACAGUCUUAUGAAACAUGCCACAUUUGCUUAAAAAUAUAUAAUAACCAUGGAUUUUUUUAAAAAUAUUCUUUCAUCCCUCUAACUCAUGGCAUUACUACCAUGAAUCCACAACUUAGUACCUGCUUUGCAUUUUGCAUCCAAAUCUACACAAACCUAUUCAUUUAAGAACCCAGCACCAGUGAAGGCUUGCUAAAGGAUUACUGAGACAAACGUGGGAGUAUAUUCCAUACUUUUCCAUCUGGUGACUUACCUAAAGGUGAUAUUACCAGAUUUUGGAGCCAUAUGUUUUAUUUCAGGACUUGAAGUAACUGAGUUAAAGUAGUCUGGUCAACCACCUAUCAAGCAAAAGAGGUCAACAAUGAUGACUGUGGUGUCCUAGCCAGAGGGGAGCUUAAGAGAUGGACUGUAAGGAAAAUUUUAUGCCGCAGGGAAUAGCAGACUUUAGUCUAGAAAGUCAUGUUUGCACUUAAGAUGUUCUUUGUCCUUUAAAGACUGUUGUGUGUUUUAUUUUAUUUUUUUGUUACACAUUUUAUUUUUGGAUUUCGAAUGAAGCAAUAUGGAGGCAACCAGCAGAAUCAAAUGAUGUACACAAAAAAAUCAUAUUAUACAUAUUGUUUGUAACAAAGAAAUUAACUAGAUAUUCAUAUGAAUAUAAGCUAUAGAAUAAUAUAUAUUGUAACGGGUUAGACAGAAUACUAGUGAACAUGAUAAAAAAGAGUUAGAGUCAUGAAUAAUAGGUUUCGGAUUUAAGAGUUGUAUAAUAGCAGACAUGCUAUUGCACCUAAAUUAAAGUCGUAGCCUUUUUUUGGCAGGGGGUCAUUAUAGGAGUGGGGCUGACUACUCAUGUCAUGCUAUUUCCUGUUCAAGGAUGGAAGGUACAGACAUAAAAGCACUUUAUGGUCUUCCCGCAGCUAGAGUUUUCAGAUUUAGGAGAUGAACAUCUACAAUAAAUGUUAUAUGUCAGUGCUCGUCUUCAAAUCUUGUUUCAACACCAUGGUUUCUUGUCAAAUAAUUAAUUUGUGGGAUUUAGUGACCUGUGAUGUUUAGUAGACUGAUCUUAGGUGCCGUGCUGCUUCCAGGUUGAUCUCAUUCCUUACAAGAGCUAUGGAAACCUUGCAAACAUGAACAAAUCUUCUUUGAUGGAUUUUUAUGUUUUAAUUUCUUCUCACAAUAUAUUGUAUGUAGCCUUUCAUUUGGAAAGGAUAUUUGCUCAGAAGCAAAGAUAUAUUAUUGCUUUUUAGAUAUUUGUCUUCCUUUUCUUCUUCUUAAUGUUUGCUGAAUGUACAGUAAGAUCUACUGUAGGUACUUGUUCUGAAAAGCGAGCACAUGUCCAUGGAAUAGUUAAAAGCACCACAGUAUUAUAGAUGAAGUUAUGAAAUUACAAAUGUGUAUAAGCUGAUCUAUGUGAAUAGCAACUCCGAGGACCGUUUGCAUUGAAAUUGCCAAAUGCUACAGAUGAAGAAUAAUGAGAUAUUAUGGACUAAGACAACUCAUCUAUAGUGUGUAAUUGAUCCUUUUUAAAUACCAAUGACGCUUAGAAGAGAGAAGUACGGAUCUCAUGCAUUGUUGACAUUUUGUUACAAAAGCACUGGAUUUUAAAUAAAUUAAAAGCAAUGACCAUACUACGGUGGGAGAACACCCAAAGGAAAAUGAUAAUGGACUUGAUAUUUAGCUUCUCAGCUAGAAACAAGUUUGUCUCUACAGCAUUGUUGCUUGGUGGACUCAUGUUGAACAUAGCAGUGUAUAAUGGCAUUGUACAGUCCAUGGUCAAACCAUUCAGGACAUUUUGUAUGAGAAUCUGGACUAUCUCAGAGUUUUGACAAAAAUACAAGAUGAUCUAGUGCCAAAUCAUGGUUUCCACCGUUGCCAUAUUUUGGCCAUAAAAUUCUUCAUUAACACUGCCAACUACUUACUUUCAUUUUGAUGAGAAAGGUCUUAUUCACAACUUCUAGAUUACUUGGGGAAUUAGUGAGGUUUUUAAGAGGUAGAACUGAAUCUCUGUGUUCAUCUUGGCCAUCAAGUAACUUUCUUAUGGUGUGGACUUUCAUAGAAGUAUGUGCACUAUAUCCAACUUUGAGGACAGUGUAUGGGUGGUUAAGUGCAGGGUGCAACUUAACCACAGACGGUCUUUAUGCAGUGCAGUUACCUUCUGCCCUCAACAUGUAAUGACAUUAUGUAGCAUUAAGUACUUCUGCUGUAAAAUGGGUCGAUUAUUUUAUCCCACAACUGAGAGAAGAUUCUGCCAUGCAAAAUUAUGGCAAAAUCUUCUGUGUGGAGGAUUAACAGAGCAACUCUAUUGUAAUGGCAGCUAAAUAUGAAAGCAAAUGAUUUAUCCUUAAGGGGGUCUGUUGGCAGUUUUACCAUGCAAAAUUGGUGACAGCACUAGUUAGGGGCUGGGCAGAGAAGGACAAAUAUACCUUUUGCAGAGCUUUUUUUAAUAUCAGGAGUUUUGUGAAUAUGAACUUUUAUUUUGCCAGACACUGCUUCUACAAAUGUGCUGGAGGCAGAGCUUCACUGUGAACACUCUCUACAUUGAGCUGCUCAACAGCCCUCCCUUCUGCUCUGAGUGACAGCUCUAGCAUCCAACCAGGAGACUAUUACAGCUGUGAUUCACAGCAGAGUAGAACAACUGUAAGCAUGUCAGUGCAAAGAGUACUUCACAGUAAAAGCACCACCUCUAAGUCAUUUGCAGGUGGGGCACCAAGCAGAAUAAAAUUUCAUAUUCACACUACUCCUGAUAAAAAUAAAAAUAAAUCUCCAUAAAAUAUAUGAUUGUGCUGUUCUGGCUGAACCCUACUUAGUGUCGUCAGUAGUUUUGCAUGGUCCCUUUAUAAUUCAUUGCCAAGACACAAAUCCCCCUGUCAUGGCUACAAUCAAGGCUAAGGACAGAAUAUAUUACUCUUCCUUCCUUAAAAUAGGGUACCUCUAUAGUUUGCUAUGCCAGUCUGGAUCUUCAAGUCAUUGAUGUUCUUGCCAUGCCCCAUAUUGCCAGAAUCUUGUUAUAUUUAUAUAUUUUAGAACCUAGCACAAUAUGAACAAGUAAUUGCUAAAUUUCUGCCAAGCUAGUUCUUAGGAACACUGGUGAACAUUACAUAGAUCUUUUAGCACGUGGAACGAUUUUUUAUUUUUUUUUGGAAUGCUUAUAUCUCUCUUAGGUCCGAUUAAUUAUCAUAACUAUUCAUAGAGUACAUAAAUUAAGUACAUACAGCUGCGCCUUCAGAAAAUGAUUGAUUUUCUGCAAGUAUACCCAGAGAUAACGUUAAUGCCAAUAUAUUGCAGAGGAGAAGCUGCUGGUGUCCAAAUUUCCAGAACUCUCUCUUCUGUAAGGAAUUAAUACAUAAACUCAGACACAUCACUUCUUCUUUUCAUUGCUGUUUUAAGAGGCGCAUAAUGAGAUUUUGGAUUUUAAUCAUCUUAAUUUAAACGCUUCAUUGUUUUAUAUUUUCCCUUGUUCCAAUUUCCUAACCAUUUUUUCUUUAAGAAAUCUUUAAUAAGAUUUAUUAAUUUAAUAUCUUGGUUUUAUAGCCAUUACCAUUUACUUAAGGCACUGUAUACUUUAAUCGUUUUCUGCUUGGUCUCUUUAAGACGCCUCCAGCCACGUGCCCGAAAGCAUCAGCUUUAAAGCGUAUUGUUUCCACAGUGCACUAACAGCGUGUAACUAUCGAUUAACAGUAAAAAACAAUUCCCUUACCGUAUAUAUAAUCCAUCCAGGGUAGAUUUCCAAUACCAGUAAGAUAAAUGCAUAUACACGUCUCAUGAACAACGGCAGGACACAUGGUUAUACAUGACGGAAAUGGAGUUGUAUGUUCACACACAUAAUGCACAUCCCACAUGUAGAUCUGCAACAGAAAUCCCAGGCUUAAGCUUGGAUUUCUGCAGUGGAUACGCAGUGGAUGUGCUGCAAUGUUAUUCAAUGGGGCUAAUCCUCUGCAUUUCUGCUUGAAAUAAGCAGCAUGCAACUGUACUUAUUUGUGCAGAGGAAGAUGCACCCUAAACAAAUAGAGUGCAGAAUCCAAGCUGAAAUCUGCAACUAAACCCAAUAUAAGGAAAAACCCUUAUUGUACAUGCAUUUUCGGUAUUAAUCAAUAUCUGAUAAAGAUACAAGUCGGCACUGGUCUGUUAAGGAACCACAAACUGCAGCAUAGUCCCUAUAUAACAAAAUGGGCAGAGCUGAAUAGGUUGUGCUACUGUCCUUUAGAUCUCUGAGAAAAUCUUGCUAAGGGUAGAGGAGCCAUGCUUGAUAGAAAGUUGGUUUGGUGCCAACCCUACCACCUCCAAGAGCCAUAGCAGAGGCAUAGUAGGUAAGGUUGUAAAAUGUGGUCAUCAACUAUUUUAUGGCUCAUACCCAUGGCCAGAAUUCUGUAAUACAUAGAAAUUUAUGACCCUAUACUCUGCCUUCACAUGCCUCUAAUUUCAUAUGGAGGUAUACGGAGGUUUUCUCGUAAAUUUGUAAGAGCAUCUAUGGCUCCUUAACACGGAGCCUAAUAGGCCUUAGUUCAGUAGUGGGCAGGAGUUUAUUACAAUUGUACUGGUUAAUUUUUUCAAUGGAUAAACACUACCUUUUGCUCUCAUAUUCAGCUGCCUUAAAACUUAAAAAUAGAAAAAAAUAUAUACAAUUGUACGUUACUAAGAAAAUGUGAAUAGUAUUUUUAUAGCUUGUCAGAGAUACAGCCAGUUGAAUUUGUACAUAAGGGUGGGCACUUUCUUCAUUCACAAGACAUCUUCCUUUGGAACGUAGCUGCUCUCUUUUGAGUUGACCUGUAUAUAGCUAUGUACAGCUGGUGGUUUAAAUUCUUGUAUAUUCACUUUUUUUUUUUGCUCAAACUUGGUAUCAUUUUUUGACAUUACUUGUGAUUUUGUUGCCGUGGCUUGCUUAAUUCCUGCACUUGCUUUGAUUAUGUUCUUUUGCUCAGAAAUCCCCUUUGGUUUGUAUAUUUCUACAAUGAAAGACUGUUCCCUGCCAAGGGGCUAUGCAUUUAGUCAAAGUAUCCCCUUGACAGAAGAAGAGACAUGAAGGUUCUGUUUAACUUUUUAAUAUAGUAUUAUUUCUUCAAUUUUCAUUCUUUAUGUUGUAGUUUUAUGUGAGAGACUUUUGAUUAAUGUUGUACUUGUGAUUUGAUCCAUUGCUAAUAUAUUGUAUGAAUGCUGUUUAAGGCAGCCGCAAGUGCUGCGCACUGAUUAUCUACUUUUUUAUUUUAUUUAUAUGCGAUGGGGGUCCUUGGGAAUUAAUAUAUGAAAUCCACCAAUUUCUUGAUCAAACAAUUUGACCACCAAGUACCGAUGAUGCCUGCUAAAAAUAUCACUGCAGAUUUGUCAUGGGCUGUGGUGGGUGUCCUGUCUAGAGACUCUUAAAUCAGGUGAACUAAGAACCAUGUUGGGGGGAUUUCUGCUCUGGCUCUUUUACCUCAGUGCUCCUUUACCUAUCAACUCCACAAUGCAUUGAUCUGAUGUUCACUAUACAUAAAGAAUUGGUCACAAUUGCGUAGCUAAAUUAGCAUUUGUCAUAAAUAGAAAUCACAGUACAAAUCUUCAAACAUUUUGUAAUAAAAAUCUAAUCAUGCCAGCAUACAAUGUAAAUUUACAUGAAUUAUUUUUUCAGUUAGAUCAACUAGUAGUCUUUCCCAAAGAAGAUAUUUUCCAAAUGAAGGUUAAUAAUAUACAGUUUGGCUUAAAGGCACAACCAAGUCAAAAUGAUCUUCUGACACAAUCCUCUAAGCACACAUCCACUUAAUUCAAUGCUCUUUGUUUAGAACAGGGAUGCUCAACCUGCGGCCCUCUAGCUCUUGCAAAACACCCAGCAUGCCCCAAUAGCUGUAGGGUGUCCAGGCAUGCUGGGAGUUGUCGUUUUGCAACAACUGGAGGUCCGCAGGUUGGGCACCCUUUGUUCAGAAUAUUGUGUCAUGGUUCAUUCUAGAAAUCAUUAGUAGGCCAAGAUUUUCACAGUUCACUAAUGUGAUUUUCUAACUGGAUUUUUCUUUUGAAGGGAAUCGGUCACUAGGUUUUCUUUCCCUAAACCACCACCAUGUUAUUCUGCUCUUUAACUUCUCUAGCAUCUUGCUUUUUGAUAAACUGUGUUAUUGAAUUGUGUGUAAAACAGGACUAUAGUAAUUUCUGCACUGUACGCUAACCACCUCCAAAUCAUCUGGGCAGUGCCGUUCCCAUGCCCUUUGUGGAUUGAUUGAUAUUCCAUAGAGCAGGGGUACUAGAGUACUUUUUGUAAAGGUCCAUUUAUCUGCGUCUGCCAUCAGGUGAAGGUCGAAGCCGCAAAAAAAACGAGAGGGAGAUAACAUCGGUGGUGUAUAGCACACUGCGGCAAGUUUUCCCCCCCCCCUAACAAUAAGCCACAUCUCUAAUCCCUCCCAAACCUCUUAGUGUCCCAUCAUGAGAAUGUCCCCUUAGUGCCACCUUACAAUACUAGCUUAUUUACAAAUGGUGCAAGUGGUGCACCACUCCACUGUUAACCAGCAACUAGCGGUCAGGCUGGCCGACGUUGCUUGGUUUGGUUUAGCAAUCAAGUUAGUUGUGGUUUUGGCCACUGUGCACCGAGUCCAUGUUGCGGUGUUAGUUGCCACUAAUCCCAGUCUGAGAUCAACUGAGACGCUUUAUGCGCCAUUCACAUAGUGGGUUUAUAGUUCCAUUUCUCCCACCACUCUAUAUGGCUGUUAUUACAACCAUUCUCAGCUGGCAGAGUCACCGCAGACGGUGGUACGGUAGUGUUCUGCCCUUACAGUGGUAAGGGUGAAAGAUAGCGCUUAAUUGUCAAAGCAAUACACCUACCAGUGAAGUGGUGUACUGUGUUUUUAACACCCCUUAAUUUUUUGGUUCUGUUUAAGUUCAAUUAAAGAGUGCACCUCGCAUACACUUAGCAUUUAGGUUUUACUUGUAUUCAAAUAAAAGUGAAGUAUUAAUUUAUACCUGGGUCAAGACAGGCAUUUGUAAAUAAACUAGUAAAAUUACCUUACCCAGGUCAGGUCCUAAUUAUAUUCAUACCUUACAAUACUGAUGCCCCUUAGUGCCCCUGCUAGAUGGCACUGUGCACGCCCAUGAACUCAAACUCAACAAAGUCAGCAAGGCUUAUAAUGAUGUAGGAUGCACUAUGGGAUGUCAGUCAAGCCACAGUAGACAAGACUUAGCCUGAACUGUGUGAUUAUUACCAGGAAUGCCACCAUCCAAGAGUUUAUCAUUAAUUAGCAUACAUUGCGGAUUGUAUUAUAACCAUAAGGCCAUAAUGUACCAAUUAUUAAAAAGCGUGAUAACAAAGUUACCAGCAGAAUUGGGGUGCCAGUGGCAAAAAGAUAGGACACUUUUUUAAUGAGGAAAUAUUGCAGAAAUUUUUGCAUUUUAGGUUCAUUAAUGGACAUUCAAGGUCAACUUACCUGAACAAUGCAUUGUUGGUAUGAUAUACUACAGCACAAGGGGAAAGGGAAGCACAUUUUUAAGUCAUUGACUAUAUUAUGAUUGUGAUUAAUCUGUUUGAAGUUACAGGACCAGUUACAUUUUCUGACCAAAAGAGCAUGCACAAAAAAAAUAUAUAUACCGUUUGCUCUGUGCCGCCAUUAUCUUCCUAUAUCUAUAUGUAUGUAUAUAUAUAUAUAUAUAUAUAUAUAUAUAUAUUAGUAUUUAUUUCAUUACCCUAAAAUGUAUUCAAAGGGAUGGCCAUUUUGGGGUUUAACAUUUAUUAUUAGGAAGUAUUUGCGUAGUAUGACUCAACUUCCUUCCAAGUGGUUAUACAUACCAGCCUAAAGGUUCCCUGUCCAUGGUAUAUAUAUAUUUAAAAAAAACAUUUAAAUUUGGUAUUCUCCUUUUACUUUUCUUCUAGCACACUCCAUCAUUUCCAAGAUUUGUUCCUUGCAAUAGUCAGAGCAGUGUUCUUUACUAGAAGGGAACUACGGAUAUGAGAAUUGAGGUAAAUAGAGGUAGAGCAGAGUUUCUUAGUUGGCACAGUUCAUUCCAUACGUGAUUUGAGAUAGGACUGAAAAGCUAUCACGUUGCACAAAUACUAGAUGCACAACCCCAGAGCGUAAAAUGAGAAAGUCAACUCUGCUAUAUCCACAUAUUGCUUGGUGGUGGUUAUGAUCUGAGAAGUCUCACUUUUAUGAAAUGGCUGUUCUCAAGGGUCUGUAGCAGAUUAACCUUGUGAAUGCCUCAAGUACAUUGUUACAGACUAUCAACAGACAAAAAAAUUGCAUAAGAAGCAGUUUAGGUUAAGACAUUAGGUCAUGGAUUUGUGUGAAAUAAUGGGAUACAAUUACGGGAUGAACUGCAGCUACUUAAUAGCAUAAUGUUUGAGCUCUAGCUGAGCGGGCUGUGACCCCUGUAACUUCUAACAGAUUCUCAACCAUCUGUGAAAGAGCAGAGAUGCGGUGAGCAGAUCGGGUCCCUGAAAAUUCUGCAUUUGUGCUUUACCCUAUUCUGAUACAUUAGGCUAUAGUCUUUCUAGUAGUCCUGCCAGCAUCAUUUUGUUUCAUUGUCAUGCCAACCAUACCAUCCCGGCUAAACAAUUUGAAACCUGUUCUGCAUUUUUUGUUAAAUGAAUCUGUCAGAAAUAUAUUUUUAAUUUAAUAUAAAUGAAAUUCAAUAAAAUAUGGUCA